This is a messenger RNA of Ectocarpus sp. CCAP 1310/34, 1354 nucleotides long. The record is from the annotation of a GenBank genome assembly. NCBI's taxonomy places the organism in Eukaryota, Phaeophyceae, Ectocarpales, Ectocarpaceae.
AUGCUCCGCGACUGCUCUUGGUCUUGCCAUCUCGCCCCGUCCCUCGGCUGCACCAUGUUGCUCAUCAGAAGAUUUAUUACGGCCUGCACUCUGUUGGCAUGUUGGUCCUGUCAGCGGUGCUCCGGAUUCGUUUGCUCGCCGCUUCGGUCUGCACUGCUGUCACCUGUGGGGAUGAAGCAGCACAAACAUGACAAUCGCAGCAUCCGGCGAAGUGGCGUGACAAGGAUGGCGGCCGCUCCUACCGAGCUGUGGGACUCAUACCUCCAUGCUCUCGAGACAGCCCCGCUGUUGACCAAGUCCAUCACGGCGGGGUGCAUCUUCCCCGCCGCCGACGCCGUGGCUCAGCGGUUCGACACGAAGGGCCAGGACGACGGAGAGGUACAGCAGCAAUUGGACAUCGCGCGGACGCUGCGCUGGUUGUUCUUCGGCUUCGCGGUACAGGCGCCGUGGAACCACUUCUUUUACGUCUUCCUGGACGGAGCGUUGCCCCCGACCCCCGACCCUCUUUCGACCACGACGGCUGUGAAGGUUUUGAUCGACCAGUUCGUGCAAGCACCAAUCUUUACGGUGGUCAUCUUUGGGGUCCUCGGCCUUCUUGAAGGCAAGGCUGUGGCGGACAUCCGGGAGCAGCUGGACCAGGACUACAAGAGCACGAUGCUGGCAAACUGGGGAGUGUUCGUCCCCGCGGCUGUCGUGAACCUCGCCUUCUGCCCCCCGGAGCUGCGAGUCCUCUUCCUGAACGUGGUGUUCUUUGGGUGGACGAUCUUCCUCAGCACGGUUGUUAGCAAGGGCCCAGGGGAAGCAGUAGAAGAAGCCUAGAUUUCCCCGUUAGUCUUGAGGUGUGAAUCGGUUGCGCCGGAGGGUGAAACGGUGCGCGGGAGCGCGGCAAAACGGCGAUGGCAAAGGCGAAAGGCGCGGCAGAGAACGCCCGUACAAUGGGGGCGCACGCCUUUAUCGGUGGCCGACGCGCAGGCGGGGGGACAUCCCUCAAGCGUGACGUUGUUUCGAGAGGCAGCAAAACGCGAGUGUGCUACUGAGAUAGGGUGAAGGAGGCGCUACUGUAGCGGGAGCCGGAUUCGAGUGGUGAAAAUACGGUCUACGCUUGUACAGAGUACGAUCAUCGUCAUGAGGGCGCGGUUCGCCGUUCGUCUCCAGCUUGAACUCUGCUGAACGGUUGGAUGAACGGAAGCUCGGGCGCGUUUGGGCAGAGUGUUUUGUGUGCUCUCUUCCACUCGCGGCGCGCGGGAGGGAUGGAGACAGGGAGGGGGGCCCUUAGUUUCGUGUGCCUUGCUGGAUCGGCUGUACUGCUCACAAUACACUAGCCGAAGCACGCACGGGCGCAUGAUUAUGUGCU